UUACAGCUCCCAAUGGCUUCUUUCAAAACUCCGCAUUCGUGACUGUACCGGUACCGGUAAAGGUCUUCGAGCAUCGGCCUCAACCUCGACCGUGACACCACAAACCACAAACCACAAACAUCGCCUGGUCUUUGUUAUUACAAUCAUGGACUGGGUGCAUUCAGCGCAGGGAGCUCGAAAUCAUAUUUGCGGCCUCGAGUGGAGCAUGUAUGAGGGUGAUAUAGAGGAAGCAUUGCGGCGGUUUAAUGGCGAUCGCAACGGUGGCAAUGUUGCCGAGAAGAAAGACAGCGAAGGAAGGUAUCUUCUAUGGGAGGGUAUCGAUGAAGCUGCGUCGUUGCGUAUCAUAGAGAUGAUAGUACAACAGGCCCCAGAUGUGCUGAAAGAAGCCGAUUCAGAGUACGGUCAGCUUGCCCUGGCCAGGGCAAUCACCGAAGGACAUCCUGACGUGAAUGUGCUUCAACUGCUGGCAACACAGUAUCCAGCUGCCUGUACACACAGAGAUCGGAAAGGCAGAACCCCAAUGGAUAUCCUAGAGGAACAGAAAGAACGAAAUCCAUCCUUUUACACAGAUGAUAGAUAUGAAAAAGUGUGCAAAAUUCUACAAAGAAAAUGAGAGGAGCAAUUCGGCUUCCUUCGAGGUUACCGGUACCGGUACAUCAGACGUGUUCUGGUACCUAAAAGGGGACAUCCAAGCAAAAGUCAAUUCCAUAGUCUAUUCGUUGCACUAAUGCUAAGAUGUGAAUUGUUUCGUGCAAACAUGGAGGCAUCUUCAAAGGUAGCUCAGAAUGUUGCCAAUAAGGUUCGAAAGGCCAAGCUAGCGUUUGUUCCGCCUCAUGGAACUCCAACUUAGCUCACCAAAAUAGCAC
Seminavis robusta is the source of this 866-nucleotide messenger RNA. The record is from the annotation of a GenBank genome assembly. Lineage: Eukaryota; Bacillariophyta; Bacillariophyceae; Naviculales; Naviculaceae.